Molecule: messenger RNA, 198 nt
Organism: Dictyostelium purpureum
Lineage: Eukaryota; Evosea; Eumycetozoa; Dictyosteliales; Dictyosteliaceae
Exons: 2
Coding region: 1-198 (65 amino acids)
Source: RefSeq, a predicted model, not a curated record
AUGGAAACUACAGACUAUGCAAUUGCAACAUCAAACAAAAUUGAUAAAUAUAAAAAAAAAGUUUUAGAAGAAGCAUAUUCAAAAAUUAAUAAUUAUGCAAGAAAACAAUGGGAGAGUUAUUAUUCUCUUAAAAACCAAAAAGAAAACGAGGAUAGGAACAAUACAUUAGACGUAAUUAUUAAUAAUUCUAAUGCCUAA